AUGGAUAAGCCAGUUGAAGAUCAAGAAGUUCCACAACAAGAACAAGAGGACGUGCCUCCUCCUCCACCUGCUGAAGCCCCACAGGAGCAAGAGCAGCAACAAGAACAGGAACAACCACAAGAGCAAGAGCAAGAACAACAGCAAGAACAAGAACAACCUGCCGAGGAGAUGAACGUUGAGCACCAGGAUGCUCCUGUCCACCACGAACCAAUGCCUUACGAGUCUCAGUUCCCAGAACCACCACAACCAUACUACAACCAACCUCCACAAGGUGUGCCCACUUUCCACCAACAAGAAGGCGAAUUGUCUAACACCAGACUGUUUGUUAGACCAUUCCCUCUAGACGUGCAGGAAUCUGAGCUAAACGAGAUUUUCGGUCCCUUCGGUGCCAUGAAGGAGGUCAAGAUCCUUAACGGUUUUGCCUUCGUCGAAUUCGAAGAAGCUGAAUCUGCUUCCAAGGCUAUCGAGGAAGUUAACGGUAAGACUUUCGCCAACCAGCCUUUGGAAGUCAUGUUCUCUAAGAUGCCUGUCAAGAGAUUCAGAAUCACUCUAAAGAACUUGCCUGAAGGUUGCUCCUGGCAAGAACUUAAGGACCUGGCCCGUGAAAACAACCUGGAAACCACUUUCUCAAGUGUUAACAGCAGAGAUUUCGACGGUACUGGUGCCUUAGAGUUCCCAACUGAAGAGAUCAUGAACGACGCGUUGGAGAAGUUGAACAACAUCGAAUUCAGAGGCUCCGUUAUCUCUGUUGAGAUCGAUGACAACCCACCACCAAUUAGAAGAUCUAACAGAGGUGGCUUCAGAGGUCGCGGUGGUUUCAGAGGCGGCUUCAGAGGCGGCUUCAACGGUCCUAGAGGCGGUUUCAGAGGUGGCUAUGGUGGCCCAAGAGGCGGUUACGGUGGAAGAGGUGGCUUCAACGGUCCAAGAGGUGGAUUCAGAGGCGGUUACAACAGUGGUGGCUUCAGAGGUGGUUACGGUGCUCCAAGAGGUGGCUUUGGCCAAGGUCCUCGUGGUGGCUACGGUGCUCCUCGUGGCGGUUACGGUGGCUCUAGAGGUGGUUACGGUGCACCAAGAGGUGACUACGGCGCUCCAAGAGACUCAUACAGAACCAGAGAUGCUCCUCCACGUGAAAGAUCCCCAACUAGACAAUAA
Messenger RNA from Nakaseomyces glabratus, 1152 nucleotides. RefSeq names its product mRNA-binding protein NPL3 (gene NPL3). Gene Ontology annotation, molecular function: mRNA binding. Gene Ontology annotation, cellular component: cytoplasm; nucleus. The record is from RefSeq and is a predicted model, not a curated record. NCBI's taxonomy places the organism in Eukaryota, Fungi, Ascomycota, Saccharomycetes, Saccharomycetales, Saccharomycetaceae.